Messenger RNA from Saccostrea cuccullata (small rock oyster), 5858 nucleotides. Its product is annotated as macrophage mannose receptor 1-like. The coding region runs from base 18 to 4919 and encodes 1633 amino acids. NCBI's taxonomy places the organism in Eukaryota, Metazoa, Mollusca, Bivalvia, Ostreida, Ostreidae. The record is from RefSeq and is a predicted model, not a curated record. The transcript is spliced from 37 exons. Gene Ontology annotation, molecular function: signaling receptor activity.
AAUUUGUCCCAUGCUUAAUGACACCUUGUCAACAUCAUGGCACAUGCAUGAGUUAUUUAGCAUCAAAUGUCCCUUACUACCGAUGUGUAUGUGACUCAAUGUGGACUGGACCAAAUUGUGAAAGAAAAGUUCCUCAAUGUCAGUUCAACCCGUGUAAAAAUGGAGGGAUGUGUAUGGAAGUCAAGGAUGAUUUCAUGUGCCACUGUCCAUCAAAUUUUGUCGGCAAAACUUGUUUAAGACGGCUAGAUCGGUGUGACACAGAGGACGGCUGGAAGCAUAUCGGAGAUCACUGUUAUAAAGUGUUUGACAGUCCGUUGUCAUGGGAUGAUGCAAGUGAAUUCUGCAGAAUAAGACAAGACGCCAGCCUACCCAUUAUUAACAAUCCUAAUAUUCAAUCAUCUAUGAAUCAUCUAGCUGUAGAAGAGAAAUCAGAUUUGUGGACAGGACUGAGAUAUUCCGGUGGGAAAUGGUUUGAUUCAAAAAAUAGUGAGAUUAUUAUCCCAAAUUCCUAUUGGCACCGACUCUUUAAAAUUCCAAGAUCAGGAAAUGAUUCGUGUAUAUUGCUGAAACAACCAGAUAACAGAACAGCCUCUGUACACGGGAACUGGGUCCCAAUCAGCUGUCAUCUGCAAAAGAACUUUGUCUGCUCAAAACCAGAAGGACUUUGUCCUGGAGGAUGGUAUUAUCAUCAAAAAAGAUGUUUUAAAUAUGUAGACGACUUGCAAACAUCAAUACUUAAUGCUAAAAGUACAUGCAGAAGACUAAAUUCUAAUCUUCUAGAGAUCAAAAGCGAGGAAGAUGUAAGCUUUUUACAACAAUUUCUAGAACUUGAAAGAACUGGCAUUGGGAAUGAUGGGAAAUUUUGGCUUAAUUUAAUUCGUGACGAUGACUCGCUGGCAAACCCUUGGGUGUGGGUUUGGGAUUCAUACGGAAAUCCGGAACUAGAAUUUACCAAGUUUCCAAAGAACAGCAUUUCUUUAGGAGAGUGUGCUUAUGUGGAUAUAGAUAGGAAUGGCACUUGGUUCACUGAUAAAUUGUGUUCAGCGGAACUAAGUGUUGUCUGCUACCUUACCGUGGGAUCCAUAGAAUGGAUAAAGAAUAUGAAUAAAAAUCUUCGCCUAGAUUUCAAUUAUGGCUUCUCCGAGUGCGGAAAAGGCUGGGUUGAUGAUAGCAGGUCAUCGUGUUUUUAUUUCAUCUCCAAACUGUUAACCUGGUCGUCUGCCGAGUAUGAAUGUCGGAAAAGGGGAGCUCAUUUGAUCAGCAUUGAUGACGCAGAGGAGCAGGCAUUUAUAACUGGCGUUUUAAAGUCGAUUGACGUUGGUGGUUCGGUGUGGAUAGGUGCUAAUUCUCGCACCGAAGGAGUCGGAUUUCAGUGGACCGAUGGUGACCCUUUUGUCUUUUACAACUGGUUUCCAGGCGAACCAGAGAGUCAGUUGGAGGGUGAUGAAGAAUGUGUCGCCAUGUUUAUUUCAAACUCGCUUUGGACAGACAACUCGUGUCAACAAUUACACUCUGCUGUUUGUGAGAAGACGAGACCAUCAAAGGAAAAGAAGAAGCCAUCUAAAACUGCCAAAGUUGAAGGAAAUUGUUCUCCUGGAUGGAUACCGUACAGGGAUAGCUGCUUUUUAGUCAAGGAGAAAAGAACAACAUGGGACCAAGCCAGUGCCCUUUGCCGCCAACAAAACGCGCAUCUUGCCUCCAUUUUAGACGAAAAUGAGCAGAAUCUGGUGUUCAGCCAGCUUCCACGAGCUAUUCCAUCAUCAUCAUCAUCAUCGUCAUCACCAUAUGGAUAUUGGAUUGGUCUCCGAGACAGAAAACGGAACACUUUUCAAUGGGAUGACAAUAGGGAUGUUACAUUCGCAAGGUGGCAGAGAAAUGAGCCGCAGGGGUUUACUGUAUAUAAGCAAGGAUGUACAUAUAUAAGUUUUGAAAAAGGACUGUGGGGCGAUGCAAUAUGUGAUAUGACUAGGCCAGGAUUUGUAUGUAGAUCCGAAAAGCAGUCAAACGUAACAAAAAACAUGUCGCCCCUAUCGGUUGGAUGUAAAAAGGAUGCUGUUGGAUUAGAUAACCUGUGUUAUAACAUAUUUGAAUCGCCAAAGACGUGGAACGACUCAGAAUCGGCGUGUUUGUCAGAUGGUGGACAUCUAGCAACAGUAGACUCAUUGCGUGUGAUGGCAUUUCUUAAUAGUCAACUUUUGGAAAAGGACAUCAAGGUCCAAAUUUGGACUGGGUUUACGGAGAGUUCAAAUUUUAGACAUUGGUCAAGUGGAAAAACUAUUCGAACACAACCACAGUUUGACGCUGGUCUUAACGCAACAAGAAGAUGUGGUACCUAUAACCCAUUGGAAAAUGCCAUGAACACGAUAAAUUGCAAUGAAAAUCAUUUUUUCAUUUGCGAAAAACUAAGGGAAGGAUAUAAUAUCUCAUCUCCAAGCAACACAACAGAAUCUGAAAUAAAAUCUGAUGAAAAAUGUUCUCCAGGCUGGUAUAAGCAUAAUAUGAGCUGUUUUAAGGAGUUUUUAGAAAAAUUGUCUUGGACUGAGGCAAGGAGAAAAUGUAGAAGUAUUGGAGCUCGUCUUACUACUAUUGAAGAUGCGACUGCCUCUUCAUUUGUAUACGAGAAAUUUAAAGGCAUAAUGAAUUCUAACUGGUGGAUAGGAUUAAAUAGCAGAGAUAUGACAAAGAGUGAGACUUGCAGAAAAUGGGCAAACACCUGUGCAUCAUGGCACUGGUCUGAUAAUGAUGAGGACCCGUCCUUUCGUGAUUGGGAAUUGGGUGAACCAAAUAAUUUUAUGAGAGUAGAACGCUGUGUCGUGAUGACUAAAUCAAAUGGAAAAUUCAAUGACUACCAGUGCUCAGUUCCUAGUCCAUUUAUAUGCGAAGCACGACUGGGAUCGAAGAUAUUAGAAAAUGGGGAAUCUCAAACAGAUUUACCUGAAAAAUGUGAUGGGAAUGGUUACCUAUAUAAGGGUUUUUGCUAUACCCUUAGCAGUGCUGAAACAUCGUACUUUUCUGCAGAGGGCCACUGUAGAACUCUAGGGGCAGAGCUAGCAAGCAUACAUAGUCAUGAUGAAUUAGAGUUUAUUCUAUCUCUCCAAAGGAUGAACAAUACAGAAGAUCUCUGGAUUGGUCUAAAAAGAGUUACACACCGCGGUAUAAAAAGAUGGGAGUGGUCUGACAAAUCCCCCGUCGACUUUGUGCUUUGGAAGAAAAAUGAGCCAGACAAUAGCCAGUUAAAUGAGAACUGUGUUGUAAUGUCAGGAUUUAAAGGUUUUUGGGAUGAUAACCCUUGUCUUGAACAAAAUGGAUUCGUUUGCAAAAAAAGAAAUUCGCCCAUUAAAUUAAAUGAUUCCAGAGUAAACAAAAAAGUUUUUCAAGGCGGAUGUUCAAAAAAUUACACUUCAUCGCCUUUUAACAAUAAAUGUUAUAAAUACAGUACAAGCAAACUGCCUUGGAGAGAAGCUAAAAGCAUGUGUAAAUUUGGAGGGGGCUCUUUGUUGUCGAUCCAAAACCAACUUGAACAAGAUUUUGUCGUAAGUAUGUUGGAUUCAGCGUUAAGCAAUGUAUGGAUUGGACUUAAUAGACUACACAGAGAAACAUACAUGUACAAAGACAAUGUAUCAAUAGGGUAUACAAACUGGGAGACUGACCAGCCGAGCAAUCCUUACUAUCCAACAUACGGUUCGGCUCAGCAUGAUUGUGUUCAGAUGAAUCACUUGGACGAUAAUAAAGGUAUAGGGAGGUGGAGUACAAAGAAUUGCGGUUAUCCACCAGAAUCAUUCAUUUGUGAAAAACCAAAAGAUCCUUCGAUAGAAUUCAAGCCUUCCCCAUCUGAAUGCCCUCCUAUGUUUGAGCAAUACUUAAGAAGCUGCUUUAGAUUUGAAGUUGGUCCAGUUGAUCAAAGCGAAGCCCAGAAAAUAUGUGAACAAAGAAAAGGAAAUCUAGCGUCAAUUACAUCUCCAUAUGAAUAUGGGUUUUCUCGUGGUAUUGCCGCAAAACAAAAUUUUACUGUUUAUUGGAUAGGACUCGAAAAAACAAAGGACGCAGCUUUGUAUAGAUGGAAUGAUGGAACACCAUACCAGUUCAGCCAUUGGAAUGAUUCAGAACCAUCUCAGGAACCAAACGAAGAUUGCGUUGUAUCAAGAGAUGGAAAUUGGAUGGAUGUGCCAUGCACAGAAAAGCACUCUUUUCUCUGUGAAAUAAAUCUUGAUAAAAUGAAAGGUACACGACCAGCACCUUCGUGUAUGCCCACGGGAAUAGCCUAUGACGGCGCGUGUUAUUUCAUAGAAAGAAAGGAUAGAAGCACGUGGAAGGAUGCUCUCCAGAAAUGUAGGAAAUAUGGAAUGGACUUAGUUUCAAUCCAGACAGUGGCCGAGUUGGAGGUAGUUCGGGAAUUCAUUGUAAGGAGAGCAAAGGAAAACGUUUGGAUUGGGUUCACUAAUGCUAGAAAAGAAUCAGAUCUGUUUCAAAGUGGGGUUUAUUGGUACUGGUCCGAUGGAGAGGAAGCAAACUUUACAAACUGGCGAAUAAAUGAACCCAAUGCAGGAAUACUAUCGAAUACUGAAGAAUGCGCAGAAAUGGAUCAUAAAGGACUCUGGAAUGAUCUAGCGUGUACACAUAAGAAAGCCUUUAUGUGUAAAAAUAAUGGAUCUAAGAUAGAUUUAAAAAUGAAAGUCGAAGUAUCAACGGAGAUACCAACAAGAAAAUCUGCACAAAAUGCAAUUAAUUCCCACAGCAAUGCAGAAUCGACGACACCGGUUGGGGUAAUAGUGGGUGUCGUGAUAGGCCUAUUGGCGGUCCUCGUACUCGUAUCAGCUGUUGUGUUUAUUUUAUACAGAAGACGCCACAGACCUUUCUUCAGACAACACCUUGGGUUUUCAAAUGCUUUGUUCCAAAGUGGCCAUGAACAAUUGACAUAAUUUAAAAAUACUCACCGUAGUGUAUGAUACGGUCUUUUUAUAUACUCUAAUAAUGGUUUAAACUUUUAGAAGACUAUUAAAGAUAAUCUAGUAUCUUUUGUGUAAAGUAAAUCUUGGCUCAAGUCAGGAUCUUUUUGUUUUACAUAAAUGUUGUGGAAGUCAAACAGGCCAAAAUCAAACUGUUAUACUAUAUCGCUUUAAAAAAGUGUUGUUAUCAGCAAAAUUAAAAUUGAUUCAAUAAAUAAUAUCUUUCAGGAGAUUGAAAAUUUUACUUACUGCGAAAUACCAACUGUUUCUACGUCUUCUGGUGGGAUAUACAUGUACACGCAUUUAAAUACUUUUAUGUGUAUGUAUACCUUAUUUGAAACAAUGAGCCUAUUGGUCAUAUCACUUAAUCGAGUUACUAUGAUCCUACUGUCCUUAAUGAGGAGAUUAAUUUCUGAGUUCAUGAUUUUGAAAAAAAAAAAUGAAUUUACAUUACUCGAGGAAGCUUCCAUAUAAAUACGACUAAUUUCAUUCUCUCUACAUGUAUAGAAUCUUAUGAGGAACUUUUAUCAUUGAUUCAGGUUGUGUCUCGGCAAUACCCGUUUCCGGUCCUGAAUUUUGUAAACUUAAUGUGCAAUAUAAAAUGAAGCUUUCACCUUGGUUUCAUCAUUACUGGACAAGUGGGUAUUGAGUUGAACGUCUUUUUAUGUCGAUAGGUUUUCAAUCAUCCAUAGCUAUCUUCCCUUGAAAGAGAGUGCAAUUCAUUUAAACAAGUUUAAAUCUCUUCCCCAUGAGUUUGCUUUUUGGCACUUUUGAUUGAAAUUGGCCAUCGGUAUAUAUAUCAUUUUUCUUAUUUACAUCUCAAACACAUGCAGACACCUUUAUUAUCUUUAGAUCUAUGCAAAAACUAACUCAUAUUUCUUGUGAUUUUGUAUUGAGAGAUAAACACUGUCU